AUUUGGGGUCAAAGUUCGUGUCGGUGAUCUCAGCAGACGCUUUACUCUCGGUUAGCUAAUGGCUGAAUUAGACAUCGGGAAGCAUUGCCAGGUUGAUUCCUGCAAUCUGAAAGACUUUCUGCCAUUUGUUUGUGAUUCCUGCGGUGGUGUUUUCUGUCUCGAGCACAGAAGCAGAGAUGGACACUCAUGUUCAAAGGAGUCAGUAAAAAGGGAAUCCGGGACAGCGGGUGGAACUACAAGUUAUCCGUGCUCAUUUGAAGACUGCAAGGGAAAAGAAUUGUUACCAGUUAUAUGUCCGCAGUGUGAAAAGCAUUUCUGUUUGGCCCACCGUCAUCAAGAUGAUCACAAGUGUGAGAAGCUGGAAGUCCAAAAGCCUCGAAUGCAAGCCACCAAAGAGCUGGUGCAGAAGAUUGUAGAGUCAAAAGAUGGAUCCAAAAGUAAAGGGCGCAGAGGAGCAAAGAACAGUGCAACCGCAGCAAAGGUGGCACUGAUGAAGCUGAAGUUGCAUGCUGCAGGAGACAAGGGGCUGCCGCAGACAGAGAGAACCUACUUUCAGGUCUAUCUUCCUAAAGAAUUUAAAGACUCCAGCAAGCCCAUGUUCUUCUGUUCCAAAUGGAGCGUGGGGAAAGUGGUGGAUUAUGCAGCCUCUUUGGCUGGCCUCAAGAACAACAAUAACGUGCUGACGGCUAAGAAGCUGCGGUUAUGUCAUCCUCAGACAGGCGAGGCUUUUCAGAUGGAUGACACCCUGCUCUCUCUGUUGGCUCACCCAGAAACUCCUCUGUAUAAUGGGGGAAAUGUGAUUCUGGAGUAUCUGGACAAUGAGUGCACAGUCCUGAAUGAUAUUUCUGACUAUAUCACACAGAACUGACCAGUCAGAUCAAAUCCAGACACUGUGUGAAGUUUGUAUUUAUGCAAAUAAAUUGCCAUUUUAUAAA
Messenger RNA from Oreochromis aureus, 935 nucleotides. It is a transcript of the gene zfand1, whose product is annotated as zinc finger, AN1-type domain 1. NCBI's taxonomy places the organism in Eukaryota, Metazoa, Chordata, Actinopteri, Cichliformes, Cichlidae. The record is from RefSeq and is a predicted model, not a curated record. Gene Ontology annotation, cellular component: cytoplasm; cytoplasmic stress granule. The transcript is spliced from 8 exons. Bases 59 to 868 code for a protein of 269 amino acids. Gene Ontology annotation, biological process: cytoplasmic stress granule disassembly. Gene Ontology annotation, molecular function: zinc ion binding.